AUGUCCUCGCCGCUUACCUACCCUGUGGUGGUCGACGAUAAGGACCUCGACGACGCCGCACUGUGGGCCAUGAUCGACUCGGCCUCCGCCUCCCACUCCUCCAAGUGCAAGGCCCUCGUAACCGCCAAGUUCCCCACGCGCCAGCCCCCUUCUCCGAUCUCCAACCCCUCGGCGCCGCUGUCCAAGUUCCGGAAGAUCCUCCGCGACUCCGGCGACAGCGGCGAGGUGGUGCACGAUCCGUGGCCCUACCGCCCUCCACGGAAGGCCCCGAGGUUGUGUGCCUCCGAAGAGAGCAGCCCGCUCGCGCUGAUCAGGAGCGUGCAGAGGACACCGCCGCCGAAAGGAUUCUCGUCGCCGGAUGCGCAGGAGCUGAGCUGCUAUACGGCGGUCUCGCCGGGAUACUCUAUGAGGAACGAGGCGGAGGAGAAGGAGAGCGGCAUGGGGCAUGGCUUGCUUGGAAUGUUUCCUUCGGUUUCGUUGUUUAAGGAGUACCAAAAUGCUGCCAUGGCGAUUUUGGAGAAAAAUGAUUACACUUUGAUUUCGGGGAAUCCUUUCAUUAAGAAGUCAGGUUGGAGAAAGAUAUCUUGUUACUUCAAUAUUUCUUAUGAAAUCAGGGAUAAAAAUAUUGAGUUUGAUGAGAAUCGCAAUGUUCAGCGUGCUGAGUUUGUGAUUCGUGCGCACAUGCAGGGUGGCAGGUUCUCAGAUGGAUGGGGCUCUUGUGAUCGACGAGAAAAAAGAUUCCAGAAACCAAAUCAUGAUGUUCCAAGCACCGCAGAGACUAGAGCAAAAAAUAAAGCUUGUCAAGAUUUGCUUGGAAUUGGGGAAUAUCGACCCGGUGCAACUAAUCAGUUUCAUUGA
Messenger RNA from Sphenostylis stenocarpa, 858 nucleotides. Lineage: Eukaryota; Viridiplantae; Streptophyta; Magnoliopsida; Fabales; Fabaceae. The record is from the annotation of a GenBank genome assembly.